Molecule: messenger RNA, 1578 nt
Organism: Anthostomella pinea
Lineage: Eukaryota; Fungi; Ascomycota; Sordariomycetes; Xylariales; Xylariaceae
Source: the annotation of a GenBank genome assembly
AUGAUUGAUGACCAUAAGGCGAGUGAAAUCCCGUCCCAAGCCGGGCAUGAAGAACUGCCGUACAGCCAAGCCUCGUCGGCCUCGCCCUCGGCCGGCUCUCAGCUACCAUUCGCGCUACCCGAGGCAUCGAAGCCAACGCAUGCAUUCUCGAGCACCUCGAACGAAGAUUAUGUGCCGGAGCUGGCUCGUACCACGUACUCGCUCCGCAACUCUUACGGACCAGAAGUCGUCAUGCACGCUGUCGAAGGUGAUCAAGCCUUCGCCAAAAAGAGCUGGGUGCCUCAGAACAUAGAGAGCGAGGGCCUGGAACCGGUGCCUCGGAAAUUGGGAAGCGAGGGCCUCGAACCUCUGGCGACCCUUCAUCCAACAAAGCCGGGCCUGGAACCUAGGGCAACCUUUCUUUCAGAAAAGACGGGCCCGGAGCCUCUGGCAGCCCUUCAAUCAACAAAACCGCAUCGCUGGACACGACGGCGGCGGGUGAGUGUCUGGAUUGCUGUCGUUGUUUUCCUCAUCGCCGCUCUCGCCGGUGGACUUGCCGGUGGGCUCUCCAGCCGCUUUGGGGAUUCACGCUCGGAAUCAUCACCGGCGAUAGCGCCAGCAGGCAACUCAAGUACGCCAGGGUUGGCAGGGAAUAUCCGAUCAGGUUCGAGGUUAUCCAUUGCUGGGUGGCGAGCUUCCAGUAACACCUUCAAUACGCAUCUGUUCUACCAGGACCGUGACGACAUCUUUCGUCAUAUGGAAUACUCUAGCGACGUUGACAGCUGGCAGGGCCCCAGGAUGGCUACAACGUAUGAUGCGCUGGCGAAAAGCCCAAUGGCAUGCACCUCAAUAAUGGUAGACCAACCUCCACAAGUUGAGCUCUUCUACCUGAACUCGUCCCUUCUUGUUACCGGGGAGAACUUCCGAGAUGGGUAUACCCUACCGGAGGGCGGUUAUGACAGCAUCGACGAUAAUCCAGUCGGAACUGACGACGCGUCGAGGCUUGCUACGUAUUGGCCAUAUGUUGUAAUGCAGGACACGGGCGGAGCUUUGCGACAGAUUACUUACGGGUGGUGGAAUAGUACGAUAGGCAUCUCGGGAUCAACUGGGACCGGGAUGGCCAUCGUUCCCCAGACUGCUUCGUACGAGUCUCCUAACACUGCCGGCCUAAUUUAUCGAGGGACCGAUGGGAACUUGGCUGGGCAAUGGUUAGGGUACAACCAGGCGGCAUCGAAGUGGGACAUCGAUACCGUUCCGAUACCCGAAGAUUCAGCCAUCGGCGCAUUCGCGGUUGCAAGACCGAAUGACGCGAGCAAUGCGACGAUUAUCUACGUCUUGUACCAAGACUCUUCCAACAGCAUCCAAUACAUGUCUUACGACGUAGGCUCGUGGACAAAGGGUUCAUCAGAUUCCGCCCUCGCUAACGCGGAUCCUGCCACGGACAUCACUUGCCUGACGGAAGGUGUCUGGCCGGGUGUAAAUAUGAUCACGGACGCCUACGAUAUGAGUCGGUGUUAUUUCAUGUAUCAGGGGCAAUUGAAGCAGGUGUUGUUCAAUGGUACAGGCUGGGAGGACUUGGGCUUCGUGGACAUACCAUGA